AUGGAUCCUGACUUUGAGAUAUUUGACUCUUCGUCAUCUAAGGAGGAGGAGGAGGAGGAGAUAAUUUUAGCUCUUGCUAUUGAAGAAGAAUGCUUGGGUAAUGAAAGAGGCUCAACAUCACAUCGUAGCUCUAUUCCCCGUCAUGCAUUCAUUCGAAGAAAUUCGCUUAAAGGCCAUCAACGCCUCUUUAAAGAUUAUUUUUCUAAGUCCCCGACAUAUCCACUGAAUUUAUUUCGCAUGAGGUUCCAAAUGCAACAUCAUCUUUUCUUGCAUAUUCAAGCCGAAGUUGAAGCAUAUGAACCAUAUUUCGUCCAAAGAAGAGAUGCUGCUAAAAGACUGGAUCAUUCCUCGCUUCAAAAAAUAACUGCUGCAAUGAGAAUAUUAACUUAUGGAGUCUCUAGAGAUUUUGUAGAUGAAUACUUGCGGAUUGCAAAAAAUACAACAACCGAAUGUUUAAAAAAAUUCAUUAAGGCUAUCAUUGGCAUAUUCUCCCAUGAAUACUUAAGAUCCCCAAAUGAGAACGAUAUAGCUAGAUUGUGUGCAGUUGGAGAUAGUCGUGGGUUUCCUAGGAUGUUAGGAAGUAUUGAUUACAUGCAUUGGAAAUGGAAAAAUUGUCCAAGUGCUUGGAAAGGAAUAGAGCUUGCUGAAGGACAUGCUCCAAAGGUCAACUACUCAAUAAAUGGAAAUGACUAUUCAAUGGGCUACUAUCUUGCCGAUGGCCUUUCUUUUGCAAUGCAGGCAUACUCUUUCCUAAUUUCUCCCUUCUCAGCAUUUGAUUUGUUUCUCUCCCCUUUUAUUUCAAUCACCAAAUCAGUAAGAUUGGAAGAGUUAACCUCUUGCCUCUAUCACUUCUUUGCAGCCUUCUUUCCAAUUGGUCUCUCUAAAUUUACAUCUAAAGAUGGUGAUGCAAUAUCUUCAUCUAUGAACUCCAGCGCACAACCAUCUUGA
Messenger RNA from Humulus lupulus (European hop), 948 nucleotides. RefSeq lists its product as uncharacterized. The transcript has 3 exons. Bases 1 to 948 code for a protein of 315 amino acids. The record is from RefSeq and is a predicted model, not a curated record. NCBI's taxonomy places the organism in Eukaryota, Viridiplantae, Streptophyta, Magnoliopsida, Rosales, Cannabaceae.